This is a messenger RNA of Neoarthrinium moseri, 2775 nucleotides long. RefSeq lists its product as uncharacterized. NCBI's taxonomy places the organism in Eukaryota, Fungi, Ascomycota, Sordariomycetes, Amphisphaeriales, Apiosporaceae. Bases 1 to 2775 code for a protein of 924 amino acids. The transcript has a single exon. The record is from RefSeq and is a predicted model, not a curated record.
AUGUAUCGCACAGUCUCCCGUUUCCUGGCUGCUGUGGGCUUUGCGACCUUGGUGUCCUCACAACCAAGCGUCAACAGCAGGAAUGACCAUGGUGUCUCCGUCCAAUGGCUCGGUGAUGCGCCAAACCGGAACCUCGGUACCACGUUUGGUCUUCCCUGGCCUCGCGGAAAAUACGCAGCAAAUACCACCACCUUUUCAGGAACUGCUGCAAGCGGCGAGGAGGUUCAGAUGCAGUCAUGGGUUACGGCAUAUUGGCCGGAUGAUUCGAUCAAAUGGACCGGGCAUGCUGUUCCUGCAUCAGAGACUGUUCCUACGGGUUAUACCAUUAAGCCAUCAAAUGGUACCUCCAACUAUCAAACGCCCGUAUUUGGACGCAGGACAACAAGUCUAGUAGUCACCGAGUCUAGUGACGACAUUAUAGUCAAUACUGGGAAAAUCACUGCUACAUUCAAGAAGUCGGGUCCGGUUUUGGUCAGUUCUAUCGAAACUGCGAGUGGCAAGACGAUCGGUCGAAACGGCCUACUGGUUCUUCAGUCUCAGUCCUCGAUUGUGGAUCAUGACAUAGUGGACAGCCAACCUGAGAAAUCAAGCUUCCAAAGCGCAAUCGAGGAUGCUACCGUUACUGAGGGCAAUGCAGUUCGGAGUGUUGUGACCAUCAAAGGCAGCCAUAAAUUAUCGUCAGGUCCCGAACACGAGCCGUGGUUGCAAUUCACUCUUCGUUUCUAUUUGUACGCAGGUUCAGAAGCAAUCAGAGUCGUCCAUACGAUCAUCUACGACGGAGAGCAGGAGAAGGAUUUUAUCACAGGCAUUGGUAUCCGCUUUGAUGUUCCAUUAUCCGACGAGCUUUACAAUCGACACGUACGCCUAGCCGGUGUUGAUGGGGGGUUCCUCAAUGAAGCUGUACAGGGCCUGACUGGGCUCAGAAGAGACCCUGGGCAGGCUGUCCGCGCUGCACAGUUCCGAGGCGAGAAGACUCCCGACACCUCUACCUGGGAUACUCGAGUUUCGUCAAGAAUGCAAUGGAUCCCUUCGUGGGGUGACUACAGCCUGUCACAACUAUCUGCAGAUGGUUUCACCAUCAAGAAGCGCACAAAAGCUGGGUAUACCUGGGUUAACAUCCCGGGCGGUAACCGCUCUGAAGGACUGGCAUAUCUCGGCGGGGCAACUGGGGGCGGUCUUGCUAUCGGUCUUCGAGACUUCUGGAAACGAUAUCCAACCGGGCUAGACAUUCGUAAUGCUGCUAGUGACAUCGGUCAGGUGACUCUGUGGCUCUACAGUCCGGCUGGUCCUGCUAUGGAUCUUCGUCCAUUUCAUGAUGGCCUAGGAGAAGAUACUUAUGCGAAGCAACUGGAUGCGUUAGAGAUCACAUACGAAGAUUGGGAGAGAGGUUACGAUACCCCUUACGGCGUUGCCAGAACUUCCGAAGUCUUUCUUUUUGGUUUCGACUCUACCCCGCCUACGGAGACUCUUGCAAACCUUGCCGCCUACGCAAAGGAGCCCCCUUUGCUUAUUGCUGAUCCUGCAUACAUCGAGGACACUCAGGCCAUUGGGACGUACUGGAGUGCCCCCGACAAUUCUACCGCAGCUUCGAGUGCCAUUGAAAAACACCUAGACUUUCUAGUACAGUACUACCAAGCUCAGGUAGAGCAACGCAGAUGGUAUGGGUUCUGGGACCAUGGAGACUUCAUGCAUACUUACGAUGUGGAUCGGCACACGUGGAGAUAUGAUAUCGGCGGCUACGCAUGGGAUAAUUCUGAGUUAUCUCCCGACUUGUUCUUCUGGAACUAUUUCUUGAGAACUGGCCGGUCAGACGUCUUCCGCUUCGCCGAGGCCCAGGUUAGACACUCAUCCGAAGUGGACAUGUACCACAUUGGCAAUUUCUCGGGUCUAGGAACUCGACAUGGUGUUCUUCAUUGGGGGGAUAGUGCCAAGCAAAUUCGAAUUUCUACAACGAUCUAUCGCAAGGUAUACUACUACAUUACUGGAGGAGACGAAAGAAUCGGGGAUGUUGUGCAUGGUGUUUUGGAUGCUGAGCAGGCCUUUUACCUGGUCGACGCCAGGAGGAAGGUACGCAGUCCAAACGUGACAUAUGUGCCUGAUCGUGAAGCCUUGUACAUCAAUAUUGGGCUUGAUUGGAUGGGUCUUGCGGGUGCUUGGCUUUUAGAAUGGGAACGACAUGGCCCUCGCUGGGAGGAAGCCAAAGCAAAGUUGUACGAAGGGAUGAAAGGAAUUGUUGCACUGAAGAAUGGAUUUGUCACCGGUGAAGCAUACUACAACUCUAGUGAUGGGUCGUUCUCGCCGCCGCCGACCGACCCCCACAAUAAUGGAGUAGUGGUAGUAUCCCAUCUCGAUGGCGUCUUUGGCUUGCAAGAGAUAAUCACUCAACUGUAUGAUCACACCGAUGGAGAUCUACCCGAAGGCUUCCUGGACGCGUACCUCGAGUAUUGUUACUACUAUGGAGCUUCCGGUGCUGAACAGACAGCACGAUACGGCAAAAGCUUUGGUAGCCUCAGCUUGUACCAAGGACACUCGCGACUCACAGCUUAUGCUGCUUACAAAACUCAGAAUGAGACCCUCGCCGCACGUGCCUGGAAAGAAUUCACGAAAGACGGGUUCUUGCCGACAUCACCCUGGGCCACAGUUCAUAUUGCCAACAGCUCUGUUUUGACUCCAAUCGAUGAAGCUAGCUGGAUCUCGACCAAUGAUGCUGCGCUCUAUGGCCUGGCUGCUAUUGAGAACUUGAACUAUAUCAGGGAUGCCCUAGAUAAAUCAUAG